Molecule: messenger RNA, 1176 nt
Organism: Scomber scombrus (Atlantic mackerel)
Lineage: Eukaryota; Metazoa; Chordata; Actinopteri; Scombriformes; Scombridae
Product: serum paraoxonase/arylesterase 2-like
Exons: 9
Coding region: 6-1076 (356 amino acids)
Molecular function (GO): arylesterase activity
Source: RefSeq, a predicted model, not a curated record
CAAAGAUGGCUGCCAUGAAGAAAGCACUGCUUGCCACUGUUGUCGCUGCUUUUGCAAUUUUCAUUGGACACAGAUUUCUUAAGUUAAAGGAAGUGACCCUUGCUUCCAGAGAAGUGCCUUUGAAACACCUCAACUGCCAUUAUUUGGAUAACAUUGAAUAUGGUGCUGAGGAUAUCACAGUACUUAAAGAUGGGCUGGCCUUUCUAAGCACAGGGUUAAAGUAUCCUGGAAUGCCUUCAUUCUCUGAUGAACCAGGGAAGCUUUACGUUAUGGACUUGCUACACCCAACACCAACUCCAGUGGAGCUGCAAAUUACAGGAGACCUUGACCUCAGUUCUUUCAACCCACAUGGAAUUAGUGUGUAUACUGAUGAAACAGAUGACUCUGUGUACCUCUUCACUGUCAACCACCCUCAGCACAAAAGCCAAGUAGAGAUCUUUCGUUUUGUGGAGGAUGACACGCUUGUACAUCUAAAAACUAUCGCCCACCCCCUACUCCACAGUGUGAAUGACAUUGUUGCGGUCGGAGCAGAGAGCUUCUACGCCACAAAUGAUCACUUUUUUACCAGUGAUGUACUUAGCUAUCUGACUAUCAUGCUGGGUCUUGCCUGGUGUGAUGUGGUGUACUACAGUCCAGAGGAAGUGAGGGUGGCAGCCGAUGGCUUUCUGUCCUCAAAUGGCAUCAACAUAUCACCUGACAAACGGUAUAUUUAUGUUUCAGAUAUCAUAGACCACGAGAUUGAUGUUUUUGAGAGACAAGAAGGGGAACAAUUAGUGUAUCUUAAGUCUGUAGCUGUUGGGUCACUGUGUGAUAACAUCGAGGUGGACCACAGAUCAGGUGACAUAUGGCUGGGUUGUCAUCCAAAUGGCAUGAAGUUGUCAAAGUUUGACCCUGAAGAUCCACCUGGCUCAGAGGUCAUCCGGAUCAAGAACAUUAACUCACAGCAACCAGUGGUGAGCCAAGUGUAUGCGGAUAAUGGCCAUGUGAUCAUGGCCUCCUCAGUAGCAGCUUCCUAUGAGAAGAAGUUGCUUAUUGGCACUGUUUUUCACAAAGCCCUUUUAUGUUACUUGAAAUAAUCUUUGUAUUCUGUAUCAAUGAUCACUACUGUUGUACAAUUUUUUAAAAAUGCUGUAAAAAAUAAAAAAUAAACAAAAUCCUGAUCUACCGUUUGUAAAA